AUGGCGAACGGCUGGCUACAUCUUCUCCUCUUGGCCCUAGGCUGCCUGAGCGGUCUGGCCAGGCGAGCCCAACUGGAUGUGCUGUUGGCGGAGCCCAUGCGCAGCAUACCCUUUCUCCAUGUGCUGCUGCGGCGCGAGCAGCUGCAGGAGGAUGCCCGCAAUGGGCAUGCCAUGUGGUUUAUGCAGCACGCCGAUAUGCCGCACAGCGUGCACAGCUACAUGGAGGAGCAGCCGGUAGAGAUGGCCAGCAGCCUGGUCGGCGUGGAUAGCCGGGACAGCUUUGCCCUGGUCAUCAGUCUGGCGCAGUUGAUCUCGAACCGCGGCGCCGCCAGCAUAACAGAGCGCGCCGGCGUCCAUUUCUAUAUAGUGGCUGAUCCUCUGGACAGCCUGAGCCCGGAACAGCAGCUGGAGCUAGCGCAUAGCUGUCGCCAGCUGUGGACCCAGCAUAGAGUAUUCAAUCGGUACAUAAUCACAGAUACCGACAUCUGGAUCUACGAUCCGUUUGCACGCAGCGCACAAUCCUUUGGCCGCAUGGUGCCGUAUUCGGGUGGCGAGGCAUUGCCCCAUCUAUUAUUCCAUGACAUGAAGGGCUAUCCGCUGCGCGUGCAGAUCUUCAAGUCGGUCUAUUCGCGUCCAAAGCUGGAUCCACAGACGGGUCUGCUGCGCCACAUCACGGGCGUCGACUGGGAGGUGGCUAAGAAGAUAGGCCAGCUCCUCAACUUUACGAUGCUGCUGCAGCAGCCGGACAAGAACUAUUUCGGGGAGCGCAGUGCCAAUGGCAGCUACAAUGGAGCCAUUGGCUCCAUACUGAACGAUGGCCUGGACAUUUGCUUGACGGGCUUCUUUGUCAAGGAUUAUCUGGUGCAGGAUUACAUGGACUUUACAGUUACUGUCUACGAUGACAAGCUGUGCAUCUAUGUGCCCAAGGCCAGUCGCAUUCCACAAUCUAUUCUGCCCAUCUUCGCGGUCGGCUAUGACAUCUGGUUGGGCUUCAUCCUAAUGGCCUUUAUAUGCGCCCUCAUCUGGCUGCUGCUGCGUGUGAUCAAUCUACAGCUGCACAUUGUGAGAAUUCGAGGACGCCGUCUGUGGCAGCAGGCGCUGGGCAUUGUGGUGGACACGUGGGUGGUUUGGGUGCGGGUGAAUCUGUCCCAUUUGCCGGACAGCUAUGCGGAGCGCAUGUUCAUUGGCUCGCUGUGCCUGGUGAGCGUCAUCUUUGGUGCCAUAUUUGAAUCAAGCCUGGCCACCGUCUAUAUACAUCCGCUCCACUACAAGGAUAUCAUAACACUGCAGGAUCUGGACGAGAGCGGCCUCAAGGUUGUCUACAAAUACAGCUCCAUGGCCGAUGAUUUGUUCUUUAGCGAAACGUCGCCCCUCUAUGCCAGCCUCAACAAGAAGCUCCGGUGGAAUCCGGAUCUGAAUGCAGAUGUCACCAACGAGGUGGCCACCUUUGGCGGCAAGGCCGGCGUCUCGCGCUACUCCUCGCUCAUGAUGGAGUCAGUCAACUUUUUGCUUAUGCGCCGCAUUUGGGUGGUGCCCGAGUGCCCCAAAUACUACACCAUCUCCUAUGUAAUGCCCAGAGAUGCGCCCUGGGAGGAGGCGGUCAAUGCGCAGCUGCUGCGCCUGCUCAACGCGGGUCUCAUUCCCAAAUGGAUUCAAGAUCAAAAGUACAAGGUGACCGUCCAGACGCGCACUGCUCUCUUCCACGCCGAGGCCGAGGCCAGCCAGAUUCGUGUCCUGACCAUUGGUGACCUGCAGCUGGCCUUUUAUGUGGUUAUUGGUGGCACAAUAAUUGCCUUUCUCGGAUUUCUGGCGGAGCAUGCCUGGGCCAGGCACCGUUUGCAUCGAGCUGCCAAGAAUCUCUAA
Messenger RNA from Drosophila montana, 1863 nucleotides. RefSeq names its product Ionotropic receptor 10a (gene Ir10a). The coding region runs from base 1 to 1863 and encodes 620 amino acids. The transcript has 3 exons. NCBI's taxonomy places the organism in Eukaryota, Metazoa, Arthropoda, Insecta, Diptera, Drosophilidae. The record is from RefSeq and is a predicted model, not a curated record.